AUGGCAUCCAACCUCCCAAACCAGCCAAACCUCCGGGUCACGAUUAUCGCGGCCGACAGCCUCUGCAGGCGCGACGUGUUUCGUUUCCCUGACCCCUUUGCGGUAGCCACGGUCAAUGGUGAACAAACCCACACCACAUCAGUGAUUAAAAAGACUUUGAACCCAUACUGGAAUGAGCCAUUCGACUUGCGUGCCAACGAAGACAGCAUUCUUGCGAUCCAGAUUUUCGACCAGAAGAAGUUCAAGAAGAAGGAUCAGGGGUUUCUCGGCGUCAUCAAUGUGCGCAUCGGAGAUGUCAUCGACCUUCAAAUGGGCGGUGAUGAAAUGCUCACCCGCGACCUCAAAAAAUCCAAUGAUAACCUCGUUGUCCACGGCAAGCUGAUUAUUAACCUGUCGACGAACGUCAAUACCCCGCAUCAACCCCAGUCCAACGGCCUCCAGCGUCAACAUGCCCAAUCCUCGACAUCCAGUGGCCUUGUCCCGCAAGUCGCCGUAUCGACCCCGACGCCGCAGGCUGGCUCGAGUCAGCUUGAUAUGGGACCUCCUGCUGCCUCGAGCUCGUCGCUCCACCGUGCUCCGCCUGGCCAUCCCCCGGCCGCUUCUGUCGCCAAUGGCUCAGCGCCCCCGGAUAGUCAGGGCCGACUACCUGCAGGCUGGGAACGUCGGGAGGAUACCUUGGGGCGGACAUAUUAUGUGGACCACAAUACUCGCACUACGACGUGGUCGCGGCCAUCUGCCAGCUACAAUGAGCAGACUCAACGCACCCAGCGAGAAGUGAACAUGCAGAUGGAGCGUCGAGCUCACCAAAGUCGAAUGCUUCCCGAAGAUCGGACUGGCGCCAGCUCCCCUAACUUGCCCGAUGGACAACAGCCAAAUACCCCGCCAUCAGGUGGUGCGGCCCCUGCCGCCGCUGCUCCUGCGGCGGCGGCUGGAGGUUCUCAUGCUAAUGCUGUUUCUAUGAUGGCGACGGGGGCGACCACUGCAGGUACAGGAGAGCUUCCGCCCGGAUGGGAACAAAGGAACACUCCCGAAGGACGAUCGUAUUUUGUUGACCACAACACUCGUACGACGACCUGGGUCGAUCCACGCAGACAACAAUACAUUCGCAUGUACGGCCAGAACCAAAACCAGGGUGGCAACAACACUACCAUCCAGCAACAGCCUGUCUCCCAGCUCGGCCCUCUUCCCAGCGGAUGGGAGAUGCGUCUUACCAAUACUGCCCGUGUGUACUUUGUGGAUCACAACACCAAAACCACCACCUGGGACGACCCCCGUCUGCCUUCAUCAUUGGACCAGGGCGUGCCGCAAUAUAAACGUGACUUCCGUCGCAAGCUGAUUUACUUCCGAUCUCAGCCUGCUCUGCGUAUCAUGUCUGGACAGUGCCAUGUCAAGGUCCGCCGCAAUAAUAUUUUUGAGGAUUCGUAUGCCGAGGUCAUGCGACAGAGUGCAUCCGAUCUGAAGAAGCGAUUGAUGAUCAAGUUCGAUGGCGAGGAUGGACUUGACUACGGUGGUCUCUCUCGUGAAUUCUUCUUCCUUCUUUCCCACGAAAUGUUCAACCCUUUCUACUGUCUUUUCGAAUACUCCGCACACGAUAAUUAUACCCUGCAGAUUAACCCUCACUCAGGUGUCAACCCAGAGCAUUUGAACUACUUCAAGUUCAUUGGCCGAGUAGUCGGUCUGGCGAUUUUCCACCGCCGCUUCCUGGACUCGUUCUUCAUCGGAGCGUUUUACAAGAUGAUGUUACGGAAGAAGGUGACUCUCCAAGACAUGGAGGGUGUCGAUGAGGACUUACAUCGAAACUUGGCGUGGACCUUGGAUAAUGACAUUGAGGGGAUUGUCGAACUUACCUUUUCGGUUGAUGAUGAGAAGUUUGGAGAGCGUCGCACUAUUGAUUUGAUACCCGAUGGCCGGGAUAUCCCCGUCACUAAUGAGAAUAAGGCACAGUAUAUUGAGUUGGUUACAGAGUGGAAGAUUGUCAAGCGGGUUGAGGAACAGUUCAACGCGUUCAUGUCUGGCUUCAACGAGUUGAUUCCGGCGGAUCUCGUGAACGUAUUUGAUGAGCGUGAACUGGAAUUGCUGAUCGGUGGUAUCGCUGAUAUCGACGUGGACGAUUGGAAGAAGCAUACCGACUACCGUGGCUACCAGGAGCAGGAUGAGGUUAUCCAGAACUUCUGGAAGAUUGUGCGUAGCUGGGAUGCUGAGCAGAAGUCGCGUCUUCUCCAGUUCACCACCGGUACCUCACGUAUCCCUGUCAAUGGUUUCAAGGAUCUACAGGGUUCGGAUGGUCCAAGACGGUUUACUAUCGAGAAAUCGGGCGACCCUGCCGCGUUGCCCAAGUCUCACACCUGUUUCAAUCGUCUUGAUUUGCCCCCGUAUAAGACCCAUGACACCUUGGAGCACAAGAUGUCCAUUGCUGUUGAGGAAACACUCGGAUUUGGACAGGAAUAG
Penicillium macrosclerotiorum is the source of this 2448-nucleotide messenger RNA. RefSeq names its product NEDD4 family E3 ubiquitin-protein ligase. The record is from RefSeq and is a predicted model, not a curated record. Gene Ontology annotation, molecular function: protein binding; ubiquitin protein ligase activity. Gene Ontology annotation, biological process: ubiquitin-dependent protein catabolic process. The coding region runs from base 1 to 2448 and encodes 815 amino acids. NCBI's taxonomy places the organism in Eukaryota, Fungi, Ascomycota, Eurotiomycetes, Eurotiales, Aspergillaceae. The transcript has 11 exons.